This is a messenger RNA of Acinonyx jubatus (cheetah), 1443 nucleotides long. RefSeq names its product transcriptional and immune response regulator (gene TCIM). Bases 176 to 499 code for a protein of 107 amino acids. Lineage: Eukaryota; Metazoa; Chordata; Mammalia; Carnivora; Felidae. Gene Ontology annotation, molecular function: Notch binding. Gene Ontology annotation, cellular component: cytosol; nucleus. Gene Ontology annotation, biological process: negative regulation of Notch signaling pathway; endothelial cell activation involved in immune response. The transcript has a single exon. The record is from RefSeq and is a predicted model, not a curated record.
GGCAACUCAACUGUUAAACUUGUCUGUGAUUAUUCUUCCUUGAGAUCACUCUGAUGUCACCAGUGUAAUUUGAGCCUGGAGCUUUUGUUCACACUUUAAAUAGCAGUCCCGGAAUGAUUUUGCUACAGACUCUCUGGAGAGCCCGGGAACCGAAUUCCCGAAGAUCCUCACGUCGAUGAAAGCAAGGCAAAGCCACCAAGCCACCAUCACCAUGUCCACCUCGCUGAGAGUGAGCCCUUCCAUCCACGGCUAUCACUUCGAUACAGCCUCGCGGAAGAAAGCUGUGGCCAACAUCUUUGAAAACAUAGACCAAGAAUCUCUACAGAGACUUUUCAAAAACUCUGGGGACAAGAAAGCGGAGGAGAGAGCUAAGAUCAUAUUUGCCAUAGAUCAAGAUCUGGAGGAGAAAACACGAGCCCUGAUGGCCCUGAAGAAGAGGACGAAAGACAAGCUUUUCCAAUUUCUGAAACUGCGGAAAUAUUCCAUCAAAGUUCACUGAGGACAAGAGGAUGGAUAAGGACAUUAUCCAAGAAUAGACAUUUAAAGACCGAGAGGGUUCGAGAGACCCUAACACAUGCAGCAUUUUGUUGCUGCCCUGCGAGCUUCUCUUCCAUCAGGACUGCAGAGGCUGGAAAGGAACAGAACAAACCGGUUACAAAGACUCCAACCAAUUUCACGCCUGUGCUGUUACAGUGGAGAACAAAAUGCUUUCGACAAGGACUUGAAAACUCUCCCUGCAGGAAAGGACCGAUGCUGGUGUCAGGAGAAGAGUCUGAACAGAUGUAAUGAGGACUGAGGCUGAAGAUAACAGAACGCUGGCUGUUAUGGGCUCUUAAGGCUGAAGAAAGAACUGCAGCCAGGGUCUCUUUCUCAGGCCCUAGGACUUAAAUUCAACCUGAACUUUUUUUUUUUCCAUAAUGAAAGUGGGUAGGAAGAGGGAGGAGGGAGAGGGGGAAACAGGGAGAGAGAAUACUCUGCUCCGAUGUUUACUAAAUUUUUUAUUUGAGUGUUCAAAGUGUUGCCAAAUUUCAAUGUUGUCUAUUGGUAUAGGUUUUUUAGAGAUCAGUAAUUGAUUAUUUAUUUGCAUUUUUUACAGUGCCUGAAAAAGUGCACCGUAAGGGUGUAAGUUACAAAUUAUGCAAUACUUCUAGCAGCUCAGUUAGACCACCUUCUGGUUUAUAAAAAGUUUAUAUACAUUUCAAACUGGUUAAACAAAAGUUAAAAUAAUGGGGUCUUUCAUAAAUCCAAAGUACUGCGAAAAAAUUUUAUAAUUUUUUUAUCUUCUAAUGCUAAAACAUAAUCUAAUUAGAUUUCUUACAGUUACUGCAGUAAGCAUUAGGAAGUGAGUAUGAUAUACUAAAUAGUUUAUAAAGAUGCUAUGGUUUCUAUAAUUUAUUAUACAAAACAAAUGAUAUGCAACUGUAAUAAAUUAUUAUAAACUUA